Molecule: messenger RNA, 4845 nt
Organism: Microtus ochrogaster (prairie vole)
Lineage: Eukaryota; Metazoa; Chordata; Mammalia; Rodentia; Cricetidae
Gene: Ranbp17
Product: RAN binding protein 17
Exons: 28
Coding region: 93-3269 (1058 amino acids)
Biological process (GO): protein export from nucleus
Cellular component (GO): cytoplasm; nuclear pore
Molecular function (GO): small GTPase binding; nuclear export signal receptor activity
Source: RefSeq, a predicted model, not a curated record
CGUGGGGAUCCCGUGGCGGUCGGGCUCGCGCGGCGCCCUCGCUCCCCCUCCCCUCGGCCCUAGGGCCGCGCGGCCCGCGCCGCUCCGAGAAGAUGGCGCUGCGCUUCCAGAAUUUGGCCGAAUUGGAAGCAUUGUGUACUCAUCUCUACGUAGGGACUGAUCUCACAGAAAGAAUAGAGGCUGAAAAAGCACUCUUGGAACUGAUUGACAGCCCAGAAUGUCUCAGCAAGUGUCAACUUUUAUUAGAACAAGGAACAACAUCCUAUGCUCAGCUCCUUGCAGCAACAUGUCUUUCAAAACUUGUUACCCGAAUCAAUCCUUUACCUGUAGAACAGAGGAUAGACAUCAGAAACUACAUUCUGAAUUAUGUGGCAUCGCAACCUAAGCUGGCUCCCUUUGUCAUUCAAGCUCUUAUUCAAGUCAUUGCUAAAAUCACUAAGCUGGGGUGGUUUGAAGUUCAGAAAGACGAGUUUGUUUUCAGAGACAUAAUUGCUGAUGUGAAGAGAUUCCUUCAGGGUACUGUGGAACACUGCAUAAUAGGAGUGAUAAUCCUUUCUGAAUUGACUCAGGAGAUGAACCUGGUUGAUUAUUCCAGACCUUCAGCAAAACAUAGGAAAGUAGCUACCUCAUUCCGUGAUACUUCACUAAAAGACAUCCUAGUGUUGGCAUGUUCACUCCUGAAGCAGGUGUUGGCCAAACCUUUAAAUCUUCAGGAUCAAGAUCAACAGAAUCUGGUGAUGCAAGUCUUAAAACUGGUUCUCAACUGCCUGAGUUUUGACUUCAUUGGAAGUUCAGCAGACGAAUCCGCAGAUGAUCUUUGCACAGUGCAGAUUCCGACAACUUGGAGAACAAUUAUCCUGGAACCAGAAACACUGGAUCUUUUCUUCAAUUUGUAUCACUCGCUCCCACCACUACUGUCUCAGUUAGCACUUUCAUGCUUAGUUCAGUUUGCUUCUACAAGAAGAUCCUUAUUCAGCAGUCCUGAACGCGCCAGAUACCUUGGUAACUUAAUUAGAGGAGUAAAAGGGAUACUUGAAAACCCGCAGCAUUGGGAGUUUGCCCCCAACAGUGUUCAUUACUUACUAACUCUGUGGCAGAGAAUGGUAGCAUCGGUUCCUUUUGUGAAAUCAGCUGAACCCCACUUGCUAGACACUUAUGCACCUGAAAUCACCAAGGCUUUUAUCACUUCCCGAUUGGAAUCUGUUGCCAUUGUUGUGAGAGAUAACUUAGAUGACCCCCUGGAUGAUACUGCUACCGUGUUCCAGCAGCUGGAGCAGCUGUGCACAGUCAGCAGAUGUGAAUAUGAAAAGACGUGUACUCUUCUUGUGCAGCUGUUUGACCAAAAUGCGCAGAAUUAUCAAAAGCUCCUGCAUUCAGCUUCUGGGCUAGCUGUUGAUAUGGCAAUUCAAGAAGGACGUCUUGCAUGGCUGAUAUACUUAGUUGGCACAGUUGUAGGGGGAAGAUUAACAUAUACCAGUACAGAUGAGCACGAUGCUAUGGAUGGAGAAUUAUCCUGCCGCGUUUUUCAGCUUAUGUCUUUAAUGGAUACCAGAUUGCCUCGCCACGCCAAUGAAAAAAUUGAGCUUGCAAUUCUCUGGUUUUUGGAUCAGUUUCGUAAAACAUAUGUUGGUGAUCAGCUUCAAAGAACCUCAAAGGUUGUACGCCCGAAGAAUGAUGUUUCCAGAGUUCCAGAGAAGGCUUGGAAAAUAGUUAAGGUGUAUGCCCGUAUGUCAGAAGUCUUAGGAAUAACAGAUGACAACCAUGUUCUAGAAACAUUCAUGACAAAAAUUGUUACAAACCUUAAGUACUGGGGAAGAUGUGAGCCUGUAAUUUCAAGGACUCUUCAGUUCCUAAAUGACCUUUCAGUUGGCUAUAUCCUUUUAAAAAAACUUGUGAAAAUAGAUGCUGUGAAAUUCAUGCUAAAAAACCACACGAGUGAACACUUUCCAUUUCUUGGCAUUGGUGAUACUUACAGUCUCAGUGACUUCAGGUGCCGAACAACUUUCUACACAGCCCUCACUCGCCUUCUGAUGGUAGACCUAGGUGAAGAUGAGGAUGAAUUUGAGAAUUUUAUGCUGCCUCUCACGGUCACCUUUGAAACAGUUUUGCAAAUAUUUAACAACUUUAAACAAGAAGAAGUGAAGCGUAUGUUGAUCGGGCUGGCGAGAGAUCUUCGAGGGAUUGCCUUUGCACUGAACACAAAGACCAGCUACACCAUGCUGUUUGACUGGAUGUAUCCAGCCUAUCUUCCAGUUCUUCAGAGAGCUAUUGAGCGUUGGUAUGGAGAACCAGCAUGUACUACUCCUAUCUUAAAACUUUUAGCAGAACUGAUGCAAAACAGGUCUCAGCGUUUGAAUUUUGAUGUAUCCUCUCCUAAUGGAAUUCUUCUCUUCAGAGAAGCAAGCAAAAUGAUUUGCACUUAUGGAAAUCAGAUCCUGUCUCUUGGGAGUCUCUCAAAAGAUCAGAUUUAUCCAAUGAAACUCAAGGGCAUAUCCAUCUGCUAUUCAGCUCUCAAAUCUGCCUUAUGUGGAAAUUAUGUCAGCUUUGGCGUCUUCAAGUUGUACGGGGACAACCAUUUUGACAAUGUACUCCAGGCCUUCGUGAAAAUGCUGCUGUCAGUGUCCCACAGUGACUUGCUGCAAUAUCGGAAACUGAGCCAGUCCUAUUAUCCCCUCCUGGAAUGUCUCACCCAGGACCACAUGAGCUUCGUCACCAACUUGGAGCCCCCUGUGCUCCUGUAUGUUCUCACAUCUCUCUCAGAGGGACUCACCACUCUUGAUACAGUCAUCUCCUCCAGCUGCUGUACAAGUUUAGACUACAUGGUCACCUACCUCUUCAAGCACAUAGCAAAGGAGGGCAAGAAGCCGCUUCGCUGCAGAGAGUCUGUGCAGGCCGGCCAGAGGCUGCUACACUUUAUGCAGCAAAACCCAGAUGUGCUACAGCAGAUGAUGUCUGUCCUUAUGAAUACCAUUGUCUUUGAAGACUGUCGGAACCAGUGGUCAGUAUCUAGGCCUCUCCUAGGUCUCAUCUUGCUCAAUGAGAAGUAUUUCAGUGAACUGAGAGCAAGCCUGAUCAACAGCCAGCCUCUGCCCAAGCAGGAAGUCCUUGCCCAGUGUUUCAGGAACUUGAUGGAAGGAGUGGAACAGAACCUGUCUGUCAAGAACAGAGACAGGUUCACACAGAACCUCUCCGUCUUCAGAAGAGAUAUGGCAGAGGCGUUGCGUAGUGACGGCCACUCUGAGCUGUGCAGCCUGGACAUGAUGAGCUGACCCACCUCCCGAGCACGCACUGUGCAGCUUCUGUCAAGAGACUCGGAGUCCGCGUCUGCGAUGCUGGCACCCAGAGAAUGUGUUCUCAGAACAAGCAACAAAGCCCUACAUUUUUAUAAGUCUGACCUAAUUAUAGAAAUUCAUAAUAGUGCGCAUACAGUGUAAAUUCAGUAUGCAAAGCAGAACAUGUUUUUAGUCUGUCUGGGUUCCCACAAUGCUGAGAAGUCUAGAAACUAUAUUUAACCAAAGAAUAUAAUAAACAAGCCUAGCACCCAGUCUGGCUCUGAGAUCAAGGUUGUCGAUUUGAAGAUGCAGCCCACAGUGUGGGUCCUGGAUUGAGACAAUUGCCAUUUGAACCUGUUGAAUUGAUAGUUUUUACAUCUGGAAAACACUACAUUAGGGACUCUGGGCUGUGGGCAUUUAGAGAGAGCCUGGGUUUGCUAUAAAGCCUCCCCCAGGACUGCACAUCAGCCUCUCUGCCUCAGCAGCAUCUGAUAAAGUUGAGAGACAGUAACACAAUUAAAUGACUUACAAACAAUGUUUGCUUUCCACUGGCAUAAAUCUGAAGUGGUUCCAUCUAGAAGAAUUAAGCCGUGUGCUUGCUGCCUGCAGAAAGAUGUCUUUAGGGCUCUGGAGGCCUCAGGAAGAAGUUCUGGAUGCUCCAGGACCUGGUCCUUUUGGCCCCAUUUGAUCUGAAGAGGAGCUUAAGGUGGCAUGUAGUGUUUGAAGCAGCUCUGCCUUCAGUUCAGGUGCAGGCUGUCAGUUCCCAGAGGACAGAGUUACCUUCCAUCUUCUACACUUUUAACCACUGUUGGAUUGUGACUUCAUCCAAACACAGGAAAUGGAGGCCUUUUCAGUCUGUGACCCGCCAUAACUAAGCUAUUAAUUUGACAUUGCCACUGUCAAGCGGGCCUCCUAUCUUACUGCUCUGUCCUUGUGGUUCAGGCUUACAAUAAACACUGUGCCCAUUAUUUCUGAUAAGACAUGAAAGGUUGGCCUCACUGUUGCAGAGAAGAAAUCCACAGGCUCUUCUUGUAAUCUCGUUUCUCAGACAGUGUUUCUUCAAACCUUUCUUGAUAGUUGCGUUUGCAACAGGCUUGUCAUAUAAAAUUGAGUCACCUAAGUUUAUCUUAAAGUGUUUGUCUUCUGUGUGCAGAAGGGAGUCAGGGGACAUUAUGGUCUGGAUGAGACUGCUUGUGGUCUUUAAUGACAAAGAGCCUGAACCUUCUCCACCCCACUCUAUUAGGAAUGGAACUUCCUAGAGAAGACAAGUCCCAGACUUUGGAACAUCAGCUUUCAAAGGAGCUUGACAAGAAUUUCUCUUUGGUUUUUGUUUGGUUUUUAAUUUGUUUAGUUUUGGUUUUUUGAGACAGAGCCUCGCUAUGUAGCCCAGGCUAGCCUGGAACACACUGUGAUUCUCCUGCUGCAGCCUCUUCAGUAGAGGUUGACAAGUGUGGGCCACAAUGCCUGGCUUCUUGGGUUUGGGGUGUUUGGGGCUGGGUGGUUAUAACUGCACCUCAUUUCCACAAACACGCUGCUAACCCCGUCCGAGCAUUGUUUCUUUACAAAUGCCGAG